AUGGCUAUUCAGAGGGUGACCAUCCAACUGGUGGAGGAGGAAGAUGGAGAUUUCCAGGGUCCUGUCUGCUUCCGGGGCCAGUGCUACCAGUCCCUACAGGAGAGCUGCCUGCAGGCAGGGGCCCUUUUCCUGGACCCCUGCUUCCCUGCUGGGCCUGCUGCCCUGGGUUAUGACCAGUUGGGGCCCAACUCAGAGAAGGCCAAGGGCGUGGAAUGGCUGAGACCUCAUGAGUUUUGUCCCAAUCCCCAAUUCAUCUGUGAAGACAUGGAUCGGACUGAUGUGUGUCAGGGCAGCCUGGGUAACUGCUGGUUCCUGGCUGCGGCGGCUUCCCUCACUCUGUACCCCCGCCUCCUCUAUCGGGUAGUGCCCCCCAGACAGAGCUUCCAGUGGGGCUAUGCAGGAAUCUUCCACUUCCAGCUAUGGCAGUUUGGUCGCUGGGUGGAUGUGGUGGUGGAUGACAGGCUGCCGGUGCGGGAUGGGAAGCUGCUCUUUGUUCGAUCAGCCCAGAGAGCUGAGUUCUGGGCCCCACUGCUCGAGAAGGCUUAUGCCAAGCUCCAUGGCUCCUAUGAGGUGAUGAGAGGCGGCCACAUGAAUGAGGCCUUUGUGGACUUCACAGGCGGUGUUGGGGAGGUCAUAUACCUGCAGUCGGACACUCCUGUUCUCUUCUCUGCUCUCCGGCAUGCCCUGGCCAAGGAAUCCCUUGUGGGGGCCACUGCCCUGAGUGACCAGGGUGAGGUCAAGACAGAGGACGGGCUGGUGAAAGGUCAUGCGUACUCUGUCACAGGGACCCACAAGAUGUCCCUGGGAUUCACCAAAGUCAAGCUCCUACGACUUCGCAACCCAUGGGGCCGGGUGGAAUGGAGUGGGGCAUGGAGUGACAGCUGCCCUCGGUGGGCUGUUCUCCCUGAAGAAUGGCGCGAUGCUCUGCUGGUGAAGAAAGAGGAUGGUGAAUUCUGGAUGGAUCUGGAUGAUUUCCUGAAGCACUUUGACACCGUCCAGAUCUGUUCCUUGAGCCCCGAGGUGCUGGGUCCUCAGCCCAAGGGGGGCGGCUGGCAUGUCCACACCUUCCAGGGCCGCUGGGUGAGAGGCUUCAAUGCUGGUGGGGGCCAGCCAGGCAGCGAGACUUUUUGGACAAACCCCCAGUUCCAGCUGACACUUCAGGACCCAGAUGAGGAAGAAGCAGAAGACGAUGAGGGGGGUCCGUGGGGUGGCUGGGGGGCUGGAGGGGCCCGGCCUGGAAGGGGUGGCAGGCAUCCCAAGUGCACUGUGCUCCUCUCCCUGAUCCAGAGGAACCGGAGGCGGCUUCGAGCCCGGGGUGUCAGCUACCUCACUGUCGGCUUUCACGUUUUCAGGAUUCCUGAAGAGCUCUUGUGCCUGCAGGACUCCCCCCGGCGCCGGGAGCUCCUGGCUGGCCUUCUCCGGGCUGACCGGUCCCCGUUCAGUGUCCGCCGAGACGUUAGCCGCCGUUGUCGACUGGCGCCUGGACAUUACUUGGUCGUACCGAGCACCGCCCAUGCUGGAGAGGAGUCUGACUUCACACUCCGCAUCUUCACAGAGCGCCAGCAUACAGCCAUGGAAAUAGAUAACGCGGUCAGCGCUGACCUUCAGGUGCUCAUGACCCCCUCUGCACCCCUGGACUUUGACAUGGAACAGCUGUUUCAAGAGCUGGCUGGAGAGGAAGAAGAGAUCGGUGCUGAACAGCUGCAGACCUUACUCAGCAUAGCUCUAGAACCUGAAGAUCGGGCCAGGUCCUGGACUCACCCACCUGGAGAGAUCGGGCUCCGGACCUGUGAACAUCUGAUACGCUGUUUCGGACAAGGAGGGCACUGUCUGACACUGUCCGAGUUUCAGCAGCUGUGGUAUCGACUCCAAGGGUGGCAGGCCACGUUCAACAAAUUUGAUGCUGACAAAUCUGGGACCAUGAAUUCUCAUGAGCUGAGGCUGGCACUCAAUUCAGCAGGCUUCCAGCUUAACAACCAGCUGACCCAGCUGCUCACCAGCCGAUACCGUGACAGUCGCCUGCGGGUUGACUUGGACCGCUUCGUGUCCUGUGUGGCCCAGCUCACCUGCCUCUUCCGUCACUGCAGCCAGCAUCUCAAUGAGGGAGAAGAGCUCCUUUACAUGACUAAGAGACAGUGGACGGAGCUGGCUGCUUUUUCCUAG
Molecule: messenger RNA, 2163 nt
Organism: Trichosurus vulpecula (common brushtail)
Lineage: Eukaryota; Metazoa; Chordata; Mammalia; Diprotodontia; Phalangeridae
Gene: CAPN12
Product: calpain 12
Exons: 21
Coding region: 1-2163 (720 amino acids)
Biological process (GO): proteolysis
Cellular component (GO): cytoplasm
Molecular function (GO): calcium-dependent cysteine-type endopeptidase activity; calcium ion binding
Source: RefSeq, a predicted model, not a curated record